AUGUUGGUGGGAAAACUCAUCAACCUAUCCCAUACUAAACCCGAUAUUUCAUAUGCUAUUAGGGUAGUUAGUAGAUUCAUGCAUCUCCCACAAGUACCACAUAUGGAUGUAGUAAUGAGGAUUCUUAAAUAUUUGAUGGGUACUAGUAGUAGAGGGGUCUUCUUUAGGAAAAAUGGUCACUUCAAUCUUAUGGCUUACAUAGAUGCAGAUUGGGCAGGUGAUCGGGAUAUUAGAAAGUUUACCUUAGGGUACUUUACUCUGGUAGGAGGGAACCUAGUCACAAAGAGAAGUAAGAAUCAGAAGGUAGUAGCUCUAUUAAGUCUCGAGGAAGAGUUUAGAGGAAUAGCCAAAGGAAUAACAGAGAUUUUAUGGCUCAUGAAACUCUUGUUUGAAUUGAAAUUCCCUACAAAGGAAGCUUGUAAACUAUUCUUGUAA
Amaranthus tricolor (Joseph's coat) is the source of this 435-nucleotide messenger RNA. RefSeq lists its product as uncharacterized. The transcript has a single exon. The record is from RefSeq and is a predicted model, not a curated record. Lineage: Eukaryota; Viridiplantae; Streptophyta; Magnoliopsida; Caryophyllales; Amaranthaceae. The coding region runs from base 1 to 435 and encodes 144 amino acids.